GUAUUUGGUUAAGUUGGUUGUACUAAUUUCCUCUGCUAGUGUAAAAAUAUUAUUUAUUUAAUUUAUAUCUGUUAUGCAUUUCAAUAUUUGAGAGAUUCAGUUACAGAAAAGAUUUACAAGGCUUAGUAAAUGUACAUUGGGCAAGAAAAGACAAAAUGACUGAUAUAAAAAUACCUAUAAACAUGGGGGAAAUGGUAUCUUCUGGAAAAGGAACUUCAUCUAUUGUGGAUGACUUCAUGUAUGGGUCUAAUGUGGCUCAGGCCCACAUCUACAUCCGUAUGGGGUUUUUAAGGAAAGUGUAUGGAAUUUUAAGUAUGCAGCUUCUUCUAACAGUUGUGAUUGCCUCCAUCACCUUGUUCACUCCGACUGUGAGAUUUUACAUCAGUGAAAAUGACUGGAUGUUGACUGUUGCUUUCCUGCUGUCUCUGGUUCUACUUGUAGCUCUGAUGGUGAAAAGCAGACAGACUCCAUUAAACUACAUUCUUCUAACUGCUUUUACUUUUGCAGAAGCCUAUACAGUUUCAGUUGUUGUGACCUUCUAUGAUCAGUUAGCUGUUCUUCAAGCCUUUGUCUUGACUAUGGCUGUCACCAUUGGACUGACUUUGUAUACUUUUCAAUCCAAAAGAGACUUCAGCACAUGGGGAGCAGGGUUAUUUUCCAUGCUUUGGAUUUUGAUUGUUGCCGGUAUACUUCAGAUUUUCGUUGGAAGUACUGAGUUAGAGCUUCUAUUGUCUGUUGGUGGAGCUGUAUUGUUUUCAUUCUUCAUCAUAUAUGACAGCCACAUGAUCAUGCACCGUUUGUCCCCAGAAGAUUAUAUACUUGCAACUAUUGAUUUGUAUUUGGAUAUCAUCAACCUGUUUUUGCACAUUCUUCGUAUUAUUGGGAGUGCAAAAAACCGUUAAUGAAGAGUUUCCACAAAUUCAGUUUUUUGUAUUAUGAACUAAAAGUUAUUGUUGACCCAAAUACAUAAUUUUCUCUUUAAUGUUAAUAAAGAUUUCCUUUCAUUACACUUUAUUGUUAUUGCACACUUACUGAGAUAGUUCGGAAUAAAAUUUGCAUCAAUUUAUUUUUAAUCUGUUUUACAUGAUAUUGGUGACAGUAACAAGAGGUGCUGCAGCAAUGUUAAGAAAAAGUAAACACUUGUACUCACAUAACUGGAGUUAAGACCGUAAUGUGUCUGUUACUGACUGAGGUUAUCAAACUAAAGCUGAAAAUUAAGUAACAUUAUUUUCUUUAUUUCAAAAAACCAUUUACUGUAAAUGCCAUUCUUCAAGUUUUUUCUUUGAAAACAAUUUAUUGAAUUAACACUAACUUGUUUGUUUUGCAGUACUGCACAGUUUGCAUUUUUGUUGGAUGUCUUUAAUCUGGAACUGAAAUGAUUUUAUUCCAUUAUUUUAUCAACAUUAUCUUUUCACAUAUGCACAGUUUUACUAUUAUUCAUAUAUUUGGUCUCGAACAUGAACUUUGUGCAGAGUGCUAUAAAUAUUUUUUGUCUGAUAUAACUGACUCCUAUAACUUAUGUAUGGAAAGUUGCUUUCAUAAUAAAAUCAGUAUGAAGAAAUAACAUAGACACAGAGUCAAAAACCUUUGAGUUCCAGUUUAACAAAAAGAUGUGUUAGUUAGAACAUUUCUUUUUAGUAUUACAAGACACUCAGUGUAAUGGUAUUGCAUUUCUUCAGACUUUAUGGACAUAUUUUAUUGGUUGAAAAUAAAGUAAUUUCUGAAAACCAUUUUCUUGUCAACUGUAUUCAUACUUGAGGUGCAACUUUAUAACUGUACUAAGCCAGUGAUUUUGUGUCAAGAACUUUGAGGAAAAUCAAGCUUUGCUUCUUGUAUCUUAUAUCUGUCAUCAUCGUGACUGCAUUGUUUUUGUUAUAUAGAAUGUUAAGAAGUUCUAGAAUUGACAUCUGAAAAAUCACUUGGAAUUUUGUGUUUGUACCUGCUUUUCAGAUACCUAGAAUUCAGAAUAUCUGUACAGGCUUUUCACACACCUAAAGUUCACAGGCUUUCAAAUUUAAUAAAUUUGAUUUUCCUCAAAAUUAAGUUGUCAAUUUCCAGGAAGUUUUUCAUUAAAACAAUGACACUCAGUAACUGAAACAAUGAAUACCUAAUGUUUUCCAGUUUUAUAGAAUGAUCACAUUUUUCCAACUUUGGCUUUAAUAAUUUGUUUUUAAUUCUAAAAUAAAGCAUCCCAAAUUCAUGAUGACAUUUCUAAUAUUAAUUAUUUCAGGUUGUACAAUACCAAAUAUCAGAAUUCAAUGUAUAAUGUUCAUUUAUAUGUGGUUAAUAUGAUACCAUGUAGUUAAAUUUAUGCCAUUAUUUAUUUGGAGUCUUUAUUAUGUAAUA
Limulus polyphemus (Atlantic horseshoe crab) is the source of this 2346-nucleotide messenger RNA. RefSeq names its product protein lifeguard 4-like. The transcript is spliced from 8 exons. Gene Ontology annotation, cellular component: membrane. The record is from RefSeq and is a predicted model, not a curated record. Bases 156 to 902 code for a protein of 248 amino acids. Lineage: Eukaryota; Metazoa; Arthropoda; Merostomata; Xiphosura; Limulidae. Gene Ontology annotation, biological process: negative regulation of apoptotic process.